Molecule: messenger RNA, 3849 nt
Organism: Portunus trituberculatus (swimming crab)
Lineage: Eukaryota; Metazoa; Arthropoda; Malacostraca; Decapoda; Portunidae
Exons: 1
Coding region: 1876-3435 (519 amino acids)
Source: RefSeq, a predicted model, not a curated record
CUUUUUUGGUAUGAAAGGCACCGUUUUGUCACGUCUACUCGGAUUGCCUUCAUUAGGUUUAUUGGUGAGCAGACUUGCAAUGUUUCUUGAUCGUUUUAAUGGUUAGAUCUUAUUAUAUUGAAUAAUAUUUUGAUAUUACUGGAGUUCUAUAUUAAUGUAUUUUAAUGACAUGCCUGUUAAUUGUCAACUGAUGAUAGCACUAGUAACAAAUUUGUUUCCUUACAAUGUUUCAGGUGUGUCAUUGUAGUAGUAGCAUGGAUGAAGGAUUAGUUUUUCAUAUAGGUACCAGCCAUGGACAAAAAGAUUUUCUCCACUGAAUUGCUGGUACCCAUAUAAAGUCCAAAGCAUUAGUUAGUCAAAACAAGAGGAUGUCUUAAAACUUCCCUCUUUAGAGUUCAGGUCAUAGAAAAAUUUAAAUACAAAAGCAGGCAGCUAGUUCCAGAGUUUACCAAAGAAAGAGAUGAAUGAUUGAGAGUAGUGGUUAACUGUUGCAUAAAAGAGUGGACAAAUUAGGAGAGAAUGAAGAUAGGCUUAUGCAGUGAAACUGGAGUUAGCAAGAUCACAAUGACAAUUAGGUACCCUUAAAACUACCGGUAGAAGACAACAAGAAAUCUACUUUGUGGCAAUGAGAACAGGCUGAGGAGUUGAGAGGUAAACUUUUGAUUCCAUUAGAACUUUCUAAAAGAGCUGUAUGAGUAAAAUUCCCCCUUACAUGUGAAACAUAGGCCAUACAUGGACAGAUAAGGCUCCUGUACAGAGUUAGCAGUUGGGGUUAAGGGAAUGAGAAAAACUAGCAGAGGUGACUGAUUGCCUAAAUUCAUAAACUAUUUUAGUUAGAGGUGAAAUGUUGAAUUUCCAGUUUAGUUUAUAAACAAAGGACAGAACAAUAGAUAAAGGUAGAUUAGAAAUACAUUUAAUCCCAAAUUAAAUGUAAAAAAAAAAAAAAAUGUGAAAAUGGUCAUAAUAGUGUAUGUUUAUAAUUGUCUGUCUUACUUUGAUUAACAAAACAAUUUUCUUGUAGAUUUCAAAUUAGGUUUACAAUUUUCAAAGCUGAUACUGUUUGUAUUGGCAUUCAUAAACUAUUUUUUAAAGAGUGUAUCUAAAGCCAAUAUUUGCAAUUCCUGUCGAAUAGUUGACACUUCACGAUUUCUUUCCAGUACUGUAUACUAAUUAAAAUCUCUUUGGUAGGCAUGCUGCUCCAGCUAAGACUAAAGCUAGGAAUUAUAGCUACUUCAUCAAGUAGGGAGUCAUCUGCACACAAGGUUUCAUUUAUUAGAUUAUGAUUUCAUGGGCUUCAUGCAGUCUUUUGUUUCCUCUUAAAUCCUUCCAAUAUUCUCCUAAUAUUUCAAAUUCUGCCAUCAAAAUUAGUGUUUCUGUGGUUCAUUUGUUAUCCCUGCUAUGUGGCUUACGCCCUUUGCAUUCAGUCACGCACUCACGCACCUCUAAACCCAAAAGCAGCAUAUUUAACUUCCAGUGACAAUUAUUAACAAGAGAACAACCGCUGCUUGCGGGCUGCGUGAAAUCUCUCCUGAGGCAAGUGAUGUUCGAUUUACUGGAAAUUUACACAAUUGACAUAUAUAGUAGUAUGAGCUUGAUUCCUCCACAUAUCUGUUUUGAAUAGUGGUGUGACAACUCAUUCACGUUAAACUCUAUAAUACUAUGUGCGUGAACCAUUAGGUAUGAGGAAGUCAGUGUUGUGGUGCGUGUACGCACGUACUGUACACAACGCCUGAGUCUGCCAGGCGCCAGCUGAGAUACUUUUAGCUUGAGCGGGGAGGUAGAGGCGGCGGUGAGGGCUGACGAGGAACGGACUAGUGGAGCAGGACCAAGACAGUAUAGUGCCAACAGUGCCAGUAGUGCUGAAUAACCCUCGUGAUGCCGAGGUGCAGAGGAGUGAGUCCUUUAAGAGAGGUGGCUGGGGAGUGUGUCUUUCGGUGGCUGAAAUGGUCUCUCCGCCUCCAACCUGGACCUCGGGAUCGGCAAAAACUUCGGCAGCACAUGCUAAAUACACUUGCACCCCGGCCACGACAAGCCCUGCUAUCACAGGUACUGGCCAUGCCUAACGUGGUGAUGGACACCAAGUGCCAGUUGGUUGAGAUACUCGGUGAUACUACCACCUGGUGCGCAGACCUGACCCCCGGAGGCGAGUUGUACGUGGAUGAGGUGUUCCAUCUGUAUCGUUCCCUCACCAUGGCUGGCCUCAUCAACAUAACACAUCUGGGCAUGAUGUGUAACAUCCAGUCCCUCGCAGACCGCCGCUACCUGCCCGACGUGAACUCCACCUUCUACCGUUUGAUGGGACACCUGCGGCACUUGGUGUGGGUGACGCUGUGUGGUGUGGCCGACAACACCAUGCUAGCAGCUCUGGGUGCGAACUGCCACGCCCUGCAAUACUUGGACGUGUCUUCUUCCCCGCGAGUGGACGAUGUAGGGGUUGGCAAGCUGCUACUGAGAGGGAAAAUAAAUAUGCGAGACCUCUCUCUCUUAGCUUCUGCUCCUUUGCCCCCCACUUCCCCAUGCUGCGCUUCCCUCACUUUCCUCGGGGUGUCACAGACAGAGGCAGGUGUUGCCAGUGUUGUCUUACUUUUACGGUGCUUGCGUCAAAUCACUUCUCUAGGCGGCUGCAUCAGUGAUGGAAGUAUGGUGGAUGUGCUGCAGGUGCUGAAGGCCGGUGGAGUCGCUGACUGGCCUACCAGCCUCACCAAGGUGUGGGAGCCCCGAGUUCUUCCCCACCAUGCACCUCUUCUGGUUGCAGCUUGUCCCGCCCUCCACUCUCUCAUCACACAAGAAGUUUCUGUCUCAUCUGUGUCCCUUCUGCCACCCCUUCUGGAGCUUACGAUUGACUUGUGUCUGCGUGGCGACACAGAGCUGCUAUACGAGAUGUUGGAGACCAGCGGUUCCACUCUUACCCACUUUGUUCUGGAAGGGAACAUCAAUUGUCCACUGGAGAUGAGUUUCCUUAUGAGCGCUGCUCCUCAACUACGUCACCUGAAGGCGUGUGUCUACUUGGAAGAGGGCUGCGAGGUGCAGGGUUGGGCGUCAUUGGCCAGCGCCGAGGUCGGGGUAACCACCUGCAAGGGGAUUGUGGCUCUGCUCACGCACACGCCCGCUUUGCGUCGCCUCACACUCUCUCUUGAACCAGAGCCAUACGCGGAGACCUGGCGAGACCUGGACGAUGGGGUACUAGGGCAGGUGAUGGGCGGGGGCGGACUGGAAGCAUUAGAGCAGCUAGUUGUGACGAGAUGUGGCAUGACGCCCUCGGGAUUAGAGUCACUAAUGCUUCACUGCCAACACUUGGAGCUGGUGGCGCCGCUCAUCCAGUGGCCCGCUAUCACUCUAGAUGACCUUGUCCUGCUGAGGAAGCAGAUUGUGUGCAGUAACUGGUGCCUUGACCUACAGUUGAGUUUAGAGUCUCCGCUGAAGCCUGUCGCGUAGUAUUUCGUCCCUACCCACUACCCUCUCCUUUAUCCUAUCCUGUCUUCGUGCAAAUGGUGACGUAACUGUCAUACCUGUCACUUAUCACUAGACCAUUUCCAUUACUGCCGAUACCAUGCGUCAUCUCUUUAUUCAUAGACUUAACGUUGCUGUGUUGUCCCGUGAUUACUUUCCCUCUGAUACCAUGAUCCAAGAUCUCCUCUUGGUCUGGUAUAUUUAUGUUCUGCAAAGUGUGUUUCACCAAGUAACCGGUUAAUCUGCAAUGAACUGAGUGAAUUAAUGUUGCAGUGCUGAACAGUUUGGCUGUGAUAUCCUUCAGUUGUGCUUACAGUUUGUAGAAAGUUAUUUAUGACCACAGCUCUGUGAUAUUGUAGAAUUAUGUCUUAGGGCAAUAGUUUAAUAAAAUGAAGAGUA